Molecule: messenger RNA, 1188 nt
Organism: Benincasa hispida (wax gourd)
Lineage: Eukaryota; Viridiplantae; Streptophyta; Magnoliopsida; Cucurbitales; Cucurbitaceae
Product: phenylcoumaran benzylic ether reductase POP1-like
Molecular function (GO): oxidoreductase activity
Source: RefSeq, a predicted model, not a curated record
CUUUGGUUCUUCCCCUAAAAAAUUUUAUCAAAGAAAUGGCCACCCAAAGCAAAAGCAAGAUUCUGUUCAUAGGAGGCAGUGGCUAUAUUGGUAAGUUUAUGGUUGAAGCCAGCACCAAGGCUGGCCAUCCAACCUAUGCUCUUCUAAGAGACUCCACUCUCUCUAAUCCAACCAAAUCUCACAUUAUCAACCAUUUCAAGAGCUUGAAUGUCAUUUUUGUCUCUGGCGAUCUCUGCGAUCAUGAGAGUCUGGUUAAGGCCAUAAAACAAGUGGAUGUAGUAAUAUCAACCAUUGGUCACGAUCUGUUAGCCGAUCAAGAUAGAAUCGUCUCGGCCAUCAAAGAAGCAGGCAAUGUUAAGAGAUUUUUUCCUUCGGAGUAUGGGACCGAUGUAGAUCGUGUGCAUGGGGUUGAGCCAGCAAAAUCACUCUUCAAUGCAAAGGCUCAAAUUCGUCGAGCUGUGGAGGCUGCAAAUAUUCCUUAUACUUAUGUUUCCUCUAACUUUUGUUCUGGUUGGUUCCUUCCUUCUUUGGCUCAGCCUUAUCUUGAAGCUUCCACUCCACCUAAAGAUAAAGUUUUUAUUUUAGGAGAUGGAAAUUCCAAGGUAAUAUUCAACGAUGAACAUGACAUUGCCACGUAUAUUAUUAAAGCUGUUGAUGAUUCAAGAACUUUGAACAAAAUCCUCUACGUUAAACCUCUUCGAAACAUCUACUCCUAUGUCGAUCUUGUGUCACUCUGGGAGAAGAAAUGUGGGAAAAUCCUCGAGAAAACCUAUGUUUCGGACGAGCAAUUGUUGAAGAACAUCCGAGAAGCUCCAACUCCAUUAAACAUAAGGCUAUCAAUUUUUUACUCAAUGUUUGUGAAGGGAGAUCAAACCAACUUUGAUAUUGAAGCCUCAACUGGAGUGGAAGCCACAGAACUAUAUCCCAAUGUUAAAUAUACAACUGUGGAUGAAUUUCUCAACCAGUUUGUUUAGAACUUUCAAGUUAGACAUUUUAAUACACACAUAUUCAACUGUCAUGUUAUCCAUGCUUAGAUCCUUGUAAGUUUUAUUAUGAAUAAUUUUCGUCUAAUCGAAACUCUGAUACCAUGAAAUAUUUUGGAUCAUUUAUCCAAAAUCAUAUAGGUACCGUUUGGUAACCAUUUAGUUUUUAAAAAUUAAAUAUAUGAACACUACUUCUACCUCUAAA